AUGGAGGUACAUUUAUACACACAGGAAAUAAUUCAUCGCGGCACCGAGCCGAAGCUUCUACUGGAGGAAAGCUACGAAAUAAAGGGCGCGUAUCCUCGUGGCUUCUUUGUGGUCAUGGCCCAGAGGAACAUUCAGCAUAAUUUUGUCUUUCGGUAUCCGGAUCAUCCGUGGUUCCAGGAUUUGUAUGGUUUGCGUAAGAGCGCUUAUUUCGCUAUGAGAACUGAGGACGGUGAGAUGUGGGAGUGCCAUCUAAAGAGCUCAAGAGAUAACAAGCAUCUUUUUGGCUACUUGUGCAAGCACGAGGACAUGCUCCGUAUCGUUAAUGAAUCAAUGGAGGGUCUAUUGUACUCGCGAAAAUUACCACUCGUUCUAGAUUUGGAUGAUACAUUGGUCCGCUUGGUAGGCGAGGGCAAUGAUAGACAUGUACCGGAAAGUGACGUCCAUAGGUGUAAGUGCUAUGGUAAUCGCGUGGUGCCCUUGAGUGAUAAUCGACGGGUCGUUUUAACAGAACGCGUACAUGAGUUUCUGGAUUGGGCCCAAAACUUUUACGAGAUCUCAGUUUGCUCUUUGGGUGACCAGAAUUACGUCGAAAAUGUUGUCAACGUACUGGACCCUGAACGGACACGUAUUCGAGGUAUCCUGUACUCGGCUCGUUUCGAACAUGACUACAUAAAACGGUCGUUUGAUCCUAGCCGACCACCCAAGGACCUUAUGGCCCUUUACUCCUUUUGCGCUCUUCAAGAACGAUCGCUAGGCUGUGGUUUCUCGUUGCCGCUGAUCAUCGAUGACGAAACUCGCAUGUGGCCGGUGGAUCAACACGACAAUAUCAUUGUGGUGAAAAGCCAGACUGGAAACUCUAUGUGGAACGUGAACUUGUUUCCCUUAAUACAAGAGACGCUAGUCAACAUCCAUCAAGAUUUUUUUCGACAGCUGGACUCGUGGCGUAACAAACACAUGGAAGCACAACAAAAUGGGUUCAUUUGUACGCGGGAGCCUCCCAGCGCUUGUGGCAUUUACAAGACCUAUUUGCGAAGCAUGUUUAGAGACAUGAUUGCAUCAAGGCGCGUGUAG
This is a messenger RNA of Zychaea mexicana, 1071 nucleotides long. RefSeq lists its product as uncharacterized. NCBI's taxonomy places the organism in Eukaryota, Fungi, Mucoromycota, Mucoromycetes, Mucorales, Lichtheimiaceae. The coding region runs from base 1 to 1071 and encodes 356 amino acids. The record is from RefSeq and is a predicted model, not a curated record. The transcript is spliced from 5 exons. Gene Ontology annotation, molecular function: RNA polymerase II CTD heptapeptide repeat phosphatase activity.